This is a messenger RNA of Truncatella angustata, 1947 nucleotides long. RefSeq lists its product as uncharacterized. The transcript has a single exon. Lineage: Eukaryota; Fungi; Ascomycota; Sordariomycetes; Amphisphaeriales; Sporocadaceae. The coding region runs from base 1 to 1947 and encodes 648 amino acids. The record is from RefSeq and is a predicted model, not a curated record.
AUGUUCCUCCAUUCGGGCGCCAGCCUGCAUGGGCAUGAAUACUCUAAUAGGGACCCCCCAGCAACCGGACAUGCCUCUCCUCGACGGAACUCAUUACUACGAUCUUCCUUUGGCACGCCUAUAACUCGAUCACCACCUAAAGACUCUCGUUCACCUUCUCCUAGUAUUCGGACCACCUCCCUUAAAAAAGUCCGACCUCGGCCUGUGUCUGACUUCUCGCCUGCGCCGCCGGAGCACGUUGUUAGGUUUCUGGAACCUGUUGAGCAUGAGCUAGUACCUGCCAGCACACCUGAAGAGAUGAGUGAGGAUGAGUCUUCCACCAUCGUCGACAUUAGCGACAGCGACACAAGCCGAGCUGCAUCCUCAACGCGCCGGCAGCGACGUCUCUCAACGCGACAGCGCACUGCAUACCUCCUUGCACAAGCGCCCCCAACUCUAAACAAGAAGCAGCGUCUUCUGCACAUUCGCCCAAAAUUACUGCUUCAGUUACAACAAGUCCCUGCUGGUCAGCGACCAGUACCGGCCAUAGACGUUUAUCCUUCUUCUGGCAUUGUCAAUACCGCAAUCGCCGCCCACCUUUGUAGGCGGUUCCCCCGUCUAUCCCGUAUUAAAAGCGAAAAGAGCAUACAAGAUGUACUGUUACUCAAGAGCGAGGAUUAUACGGCCUCGGAGAAUGACUCCGAUAGUGAUGGAGACGAGGAGAGCAUCAAGAACAGGGACAUCAUUGCCAUCCUGAGUCCGCUAUCUGGGCAGGACAAGGCCGAGAUUGCUCUUCCUGACGGCACUGUCUGGGUCGCUGCUCCUCGCCUAAAUGGCUAUGAGUUCACAACAAUUGACAAACAUGGCAUCACGACGACUGCCCGCUGGAUUCGAAGGCAAACGAAAUCCAUUUCCACCAUGCCAUUGACACCCCCAACUUCUGCGCCAUCAUCUCCAUUAUCCCCCUCCUCGAUUACAGCCUCGGCUUUCCCGUUUCCUGGGUCAUCAUCGCCAGAUUGCAAAUUCAUAUUCAGCUUUGUUGAUCCCAGUUCUCGUCAACAUCCAAUCAUGGCUACACUCCAGCCAUCAUCACUGGAUAUUUCAGACACAUAUACCACAGUCUCGCGGUCAUGUAGUAAACACCCCCCGACCUCGACACAACGAAGAAGGACGAUCGGCGCAGAGGACGAGAAGGAAAGCGCCCACCAGAGGACGACACGAGUGGUUGAGGACUGGCAAAAAUCAUUCAUCCAGAUCUCAGCCUUGUGGGUGGCACUUCGAAAUGGUUGGGUUCCUCGUUUCAAACCGGCAGAUUUCAUCCCACAAAACGCCAGCACAGCCUCAUUAGCUUCUACCAAGGUGCCAAAGCGUACCCGCUCCUAUACUACUGGCUCAGACGUAGGAACACCUACAGUGCCGCGGAAUUUGACAGGUCGUUGGCGCCAUUCUCAACCUCCUCUUCAGGAGGUGAGCACAUUUAGUCCGGGUAUUCUUCCUAGAAGGGCCACCUCGACAGGUGCUGCGCGAAUGAAACGUCUGAACGCCGAGCGCAUCUCGGAGGUGACAGAGAUCAGCGAUACGUCCAGCACCAGAUCGAAAGGGAGGCGGGUAUUAAGUGGUGAAUGGAACCUCAUCCAUCGUCACAGUACCGCAUUAUCCGGCAUAGCAGACUUGGAAACUAUUCCAAACGAAGGACAGUCUGCCAACAAGCCGACAGCGUCAACACUCGUCAGUCCGGGGGUUGUGACACCAAGUAAACGUCCCGUCUCCGAUUUCAUCACCACGACCCCAAUGCGACCGCCUUCUCCCACCAAGAACGCGGUUUCAAACGGAGCAGAUGGAAGACGACCAAAUCUGCUGAACCAGUCGCGUGGCAUAGUUACUCAUGACGAGACAGAUCAGAGUAGAAAGCGCCAUAGGUGGAAGAGCAGCGUGAGCAAAUGGUUUAAUAAACUCCGUGCUCGCUAG